AUGGCAGCUCCAACACCAAAGGCCCACGUAAAGAGAAUAACAUCAACAUCUUAUGUGAAAUUGGAGGAUGAGCUAGUUAUUGCAGAACUAGUUAUUGCAGAACUAGUUAUUGCAGAGCUAGUUAUUGCAGAGCUAGUUAUUGCAGAGCUAGUUAUUGCAGAGCUAGUUAUUGCAGAACUAGUUAUUGCAGAACUAGUUAUUGCAGAGCUAGUUAUUGCAGAGCUAGUUAUUGCAGAGCUAGUUAUUGCAGAACUAGUUAUUGCAGAGCUAGUUAUUGCAGAGCUAGUUAUUGCAGAGCUAGUUAUUGCAGAGCUAGUUAUUGCAGAGCUAGUUAUUGCAGAGCUAGUUAUUGCAGAACUAGUUAUUGCAGAAACUAUUCUCUCCCAGGCGCCAGCUCCCAGAGUUCUCUCCCUGGCGCCAGCUCCCACAGUUCUCUCCCUGGCGCCAGCUCCCACAGUUCUCUCCCUGGCGCCAGCUCCCACAGUUCUCUCCCUGGCGCCAGCUCCCACAGUUCUCUCCCUGGCGCCAGCUCCCACAGUUCUCUCCCUGGCGCCAACCCCCAAAGUUCUCUCCCUGGCGCCAGCUCCCACAGUUCUCUCCCUGUCGCCAGCUCCCACAGUUCUCUCCCUGGCGCCAGCUCCCACAGUUCUCUCCCUGGCGCCAGCUCCCACAGUUCUCUCCCUGGCGCCAGCUCCCACAGUUCUCUCCCUGGCGCCAGCUCCCACAGUUCUCUCCAUGGCGCCAGCUCCCACAGUUCUCUCCAUGGCGCCAGCUCCCACAGUUCUCUCCCUGGCGCCAGCUCCCAUAGUUCUCUCCCUGGCGCCAGCUCCCACAGUUCUCUUCCUGGCGCCAGCUCCCACAGUUCUCUCCCUGGCGCCAGCUCCCACAGUUCUCUCCCUGGCGCCAGCUCCCACAGUUCUCUCCCUGUCGCCAGCUCCCACAGUUCUCUCCCUGGCGCCAGCUCCCACAGUUCUCUCCCUGGCGCCAGCUCUCACAGUUCUCUUCCUGGCGCCAGCUCCCAUAGUUCUCUUCCUGGCGCCAGCUCCCAUAGUUCUCUCCCUGGCGCCAGCUCCCACAGUUCUCUCCCUGGCGCCAGCUCCCACAGUUCUCUCCCUGGCGCCAGCUCCCACAGUUCUCUUCCUGGCGCCAGCUCCCACAGUUCUCUCCCUGGCGCCAGCUCCCACAGUUCUCUCCCUGGCGCCAGCUCCCAUAGUUCUCUCCCUGGCGCCAGCUCCCACAGUUCUCUCCCUGGCGCUAGCUCCCACAGUUCUCUCCCUGGCGCCAGCUCCCAAAGUUCUCUCCCUGGCGCCAACCCCCACAGUUCUCUCCCUGGCGCCAGCUCUCCCAGUUCUCUCCCUGGAGCCAGCUCCCACAGUUCUCUCCCUGGCGCCAGCUCCCCCAGUUCUCUCCCAGGGAGAGAAAUUCAAUGUUCUUAUAUGCUGA
Molecule: messenger RNA, 1443 nt
Organism: Procambarus clarkii (red swamp crayfish)
Lineage: Eukaryota; Metazoa; Arthropoda; Malacostraca; Decapoda; Cambaridae
Source: RefSeq, a predicted model, not a curated record